AUGACCAAAACCAAACACCCCCUAACAGUCGCCCUGAUCUACGAAGACCCCGCCGUCUACGCCCUCCACCAGCACCCCGCCGCCUCCCUCUCGCACCUCGAAGUCGGCGCCGCCGCGCCCGCCAUCACGGCCGCCCUCCAAUCCCACGGCCACACCGUCCUCCCCAUCCCCAGCAUCCACGCCCUGCUCGCCCACCUCAAUCCCGAAACCCCAAAAUGGGAUCUGGCCUUCGACAUCACCGAGGGCGUGUACGGCCCCGCGCGCGAGGCGCAGGUCGCCGCCGUGCUCGAGGCGCACCGCAUCCCGCGCACCUUCUCCGACGCCGCGAUCAUGGCCCUGUGUCUGGACAAGGGGCGCACCAAGAUGGUGCUGGAGCAUUUCGGGGUCGCGACGGCGCCGUUUGCGGUCGUCCAUUUUGACCACGUGGGCGAUAAUGAAGAAUUGAGUGGUGAGGAGAUCCUAGGACAGAUGCGCCGCUCGCGGCAUGCAGAGACGUUGCUCGGGCCCCGGCGGUGGCCGCUGUUUGUCAAGCCGUUGGCCGAGGGCUCGUCCAAGGGGAUUGCCCUGGGGAAUCGGGUGGCCUCGGACGAAGAGCUGGUGCGCGUGGUGAAUGUGUUGCGGGCGGCGAGUCCCUCUUCUUUGGGGGUUUUGGUCGAGUCGUUUCUCCCGGGGAGGGAGUUUACGGUCGGGAUUCUGGGGACGGGGGCGGAUGCGUGGGUGGUUGGCGUGGAUGAGAUUAAGUCCAAGUCAUCGGAUGAUUGGAAUGGGGAGGCGGAUGAGGUCAAGGUCACCCGCGAGGACAAAGAGGCGGACUCGGCUUGUGAGACUGCGUUGCGGGCGUGGACGGCGCUGCGGUGCCGUGAUGGGGGCCGCGUCGAUGUUCGCAUGGAUGGAGCUGGGGUUGCUCACGUCAUGGAGAUCAAUCCGUUGGCGGGGUUGCUCCCAAGCUGGUCGCAGCUGCCGCUCAUCGCCGAGCAUAAUGGCGUCUCGUUCGAGGAAAUGAUCGAUCAUAUCGUGCAGAGUGCACUCAAGCGGACGGGUCCGCAUCGUGGUCUGAAAGCGUAG
Molecule: messenger RNA, 1065 nt
Organism: Aspergillus japonicus CBS 114.51
Lineage: Eukaryota; Fungi; Ascomycota; Eurotiomycetes; Eurotiales; Aspergillaceae
Product: D-alanine--D-alanine ligase family protein
Exons: 3
Coding region: 1-1065 (354 amino acids)
Biological process (GO): peptidoglycan biosynthetic process
Molecular function (GO): ATP binding; D-alanine-D-alanine ligase activity; metal ion binding
Source: RefSeq, a predicted model, not a curated record